Messenger RNA from Drosophila busckii, 3056 nucleotides. It is a transcript of the gene Caf1-180, whose product is annotated as chromatin assembly factor 1 subunit A. Gene Ontology annotation, biological process: nucleosome assembly. Lineage: Eukaryota; Metazoa; Arthropoda; Insecta; Diptera; Drosophilidae. The record is from RefSeq and is a predicted model, not a curated record. The transcript has 3 exons. The coding region runs from base 146 to 2977 and encodes 943 amino acids. Gene Ontology annotation, cellular component: CAF-1 complex; nucleus.
CGCGCAAGUUCGAUAGGCUGCAAAGAAGCCGUGUUAUCGCUUAUCGUUGCAGCAAGAAUCGGCGGCAAGAGACGCGAAAAAAAAUACACUUGCGCUGCAAAUCAUUUAUUGUUUAUAAAUAAACACAUUUGCCGUUUGCCCCAGCAUGUCAGCCGGCAUUAUCAAGACUCCCAGCACUGGGCGCAGCAAGGACGCAAACGUUACAAAGUCGGCAGAGCGCACCGGCAGCGCCGGCAAGAAAUUGGUGCAGACGCGUCUGCCCUUUAAGCUGAUCACCACACCGCUAGCCAAAGAUGAGGCAGCAACGACGGCAACGCCAAGCAGCGCAGGCGUAGUCGAGAUUAUAGAACUGGAUGAUGAGCAGGAAGUGACGCGUGAGCCGCGCAAGCGCAAAUUAUCCUACAGCGAAGCAGAGCAGCUGCCAUCAGCAGCGGCAGAGACAGAGCAGCUGCGUCGCUCGAAUAGCAAAGAGAAUAUGGCAGUGAGUGUAAUAACAAGCAAAAAAUCAAAGGCCACAGAGGCAGAUGUGGCUGAGGAUGUUGUUGAGCUAGAUGCGGAUGAAGAUGAUGACGAUGAAGUGCAGGCCAAGAAGCAGCCGCCAACAAAGCAAGAGAAGCAGCCAGCCAAGCGCAAAAAGUCGCUGGAGCAAGCGGCGCCCAUACAGAUUAAGUUGCCGCUGAGCAAACGCGCCAAGCGACGCAAACAUUUGAAGAAAACUGAAGCGCAGGCAACGCCUGAGCCAGCGCCAGCAGCAGCAGCUGAACGCAGUGACUCCAGCGAUGAUAUAGAAGCUAUAGCACAGCAGCUGAAUCCGCAAAAGAAACCAAAGGUGCUGCUGGAGCAGAAGAAACAAAGCGAAGCAGAGAGCAGCGCUGAUGAGGCAAAGGCGCCGAACAGUUCGGAGCUGGAGCUGGAUAAGCAAACAGCAGAGACAGCAAGGGACUCGGAAAUGGAAAUGGAGGUGGAUAAGCCAGCAGCAGAGCCAGAAAACGACACAGAACUGGAAAUGGAGCUGGAGGCAGAGGCAGAGCAGCCUGCGUUGUCCCUCGAGCUGGCGGCACAAGAAAAGAGCGAAAAGCAUUUGACGCCCAAGCAACUGAAACUGAUGGAGCAGCGACGUCAAGCGCGUGAAGUUAAAGAGCAAAAGCUGCUGGAGGAGCGUCGCCUGAAGCAGCAGGAGAAGGAGCAGCAGGCGCAGCAGCGCAAAAGCGAGCGCGAGGCCAAGGAGGAGGUGCGACGCAAAGAGCGCGAGGACAAAGAGAAAGAGCGACGCAAAGAGCGCGAGGAACGCGAACGCAAGCGUCAAGCUGAGACCGAAGAGAAGCGCAAACGCAACGAGGCCAAAGAGGAAGCGCUGCGGCAAAAGAACGAAGAGCGCAAACGCAAAGAGCAGGAAAAGGAAGAAGCAGAGCUAAAGAAAAAACGCGCUGCUGCGAGCUUUAGCAAAUUCUUUGUAGCCAAGCAGCUGCGCAAGGAGCCCCAAGAGCAGCAGCCAGAGCUGAACGCUGAGCAGGAGCAGGACACAGCGUUUCGACCGUUUCAAAUCAAAGAGGACAUGAUAUUGGCGCCAGUGCGACGCACAACGCUGGACGAACGCCAGCGUCGUCAGCUGGACAGCAGCUGUGUAGAAAAUGAAGCCACAGCGCAGCUUUAUUUGGAGCAGCUGCGUCAGGGCGCGCACAAACCGCUGCGCAGUGAACGCGAUGCGCGUCUAAAGCGACGCGCCAAGGACGAGGAUGAGGAUGAUGAAGUGCAAGUUAUAGAUGAUUUGGCUACAGCGGGCAUGCCCAUUGACGAGGAGCGCGCCAAGCAGCUGCCCUGGAUGCGUGUCAAGUAUUUGCACUUUGCCGACAAUCGACGUCCGCCCUACUACGGCACCUGGCGCAAACGCAGUCAGCUGAUAAGGGCGCGUCGUCCUUUGGCACAGGAUAAGGCGCACUUUGACUAUGAAGUGGACUCUGACUGCGAGUGGGAGGAGGAGGAGCCGGGCGAAUCGCUUAGCGCCAGCGAAGAUGAAAAGGAGCGCGAGUCGGAGGAAGAGUCUGAGGAGGAAUACAACGAAUGGUUUGUGCCGCACGGACAUCUAAGCGAUGAGGAGCUGCAAAACGAUGAUGAGCAGGAUAAUCACACACGCGAAGCGCAGCAGGCAAAGCUGCAGGUGCUGCAGCAAGAGUUUGCGCAGGAAAUGAAAAAGCAAACAAAGAAAAUCAAGCCACGUCUGCUGGGUCCAGUGUGGCUGGACGCCGAGGGUGGCAAGUCGCUGCUGUGCCCAGCGGUAUUUACACAAACUAUUGAGAUGUACGCCUGCUGGCAGCUGCAGCCGCUGACGCUGGAGCCGCCGGCAGCGCCACAAGACGAGCUGCCUGUUGUUGAGGAGCCGCUGCAGCUAACUGAGCCGCUGCUGCAGCAGCUGGUGCGUCUUAUACAUGGCAAUAGCAAUAGCAAACAGUUUCUGAUCUCCGAGUAUUUGGAGUUUUUGAAAACGCAACUGCAGUCUGGUCAACUGCUGCCAGCCAAGACGCUAGUGCGUGAGAAAUUCGAUGAGCUGGCAAGCUGGAAACCCGUGGAGCUUACACCUAGCGCUGAGGCUAAGGACAACAAGAAAUCCAAAAAGCCCAAGAAGCGUCUUUGCUGGCUUGUGAGCGAUUCAAUGCUACAAAAAUAUGAGUUAACCGAUUUAACGCUACAGAAUCAAUGGAACUAUACGCUAACACCCAAGUCUAAUCCUAGCAAAGCAGAGGAGCCGCCUGCCACGCCCACAGUCGACAGCGCUGAGCACUUGCCGCCUGCUCCAGCUGCACAAAAGAAACGCAACUCACUUCCAGCUGCUGCUGCUGCUGUCGAGCUGGCGUCCACUUCAUCACCCAAGCUUGCAUUCAUUAGCAAAUUUUUACGCAAGCCUGGCGCCACGCCCACUAAGCCAGCUACGCCCAGCGUGCCAGCGCCUGAUGAAGAUGUCGUCAUGCUUUCAGACUAAUUUAAAUACAUUUUUUUUUUGAUUAGCAUUUAAUUCUAUAUAUAUAUAUUCUUCAUGUCUAGACGUUUUAUGCUGUUGA